Molecule: messenger RNA, 1425 nt
Organism: Colletotrichum truncatum
Lineage: Eukaryota; Fungi; Ascomycota; Sordariomycetes; Glomerellales; Glomerellaceae
Source: RefSeq, a predicted model, not a curated record
AUGCCAGGUUUGACCUCAGUUGGUGCCACGAUGGCUCUGUGUUUCAACGAUGCGUUUAGAAACCAGAAUUCCCAGCUAGGGCCUGCAACUGUCGAUUUCCUCAUACGGGCUCACAACUACGUGGAUGAGGUUGGGUUGGCUUCUGCUCUUGGCCAAUCGAUGCAUCAGUUGCCCCCGCGAGAUAAAGCUAUUCAAAUGAUCGAAGAAUACCUAAAGAAUAUUAACAGCUUCUAUCCUAUUACUGAUAAAGAAUCGUUGUUGAAGCUGACUGAGAGGUUGUACGGACCAGACCGAGGACACGUGGGCUCCUUGGAUCAUUCCUUUUUCUACUUGGUUGUGUCGUUGGGUGCCCUAAGUGUAGGCCACAAAUAUCAAUCGAGUGACGCGCUUGAUGAUCUCUAUGAAAUCAUGUUUCAGAGAGCUUGGUCCAUGAUACAUGACUGCAUUGCAUCUCCUUGCGAGACUUCUCUUCAAAUCUUAUUACUUUAUGUUGUACAUCAUAUGUAUAUGAUCAAGGACGGCAUAGCUUGGGUCCUUUGUGGGUUUGCCAUGCGAAUUGCCCAAUCAAUCGGGCUACACAGGGAAUUCCCAGAAGAUAUGGAUUUACCUGAGCAUCAAAUCCGCUUAAGGUCCCGGUUAUGGACGAUUGUGUUCAGCGUCGACGCUAAACUGUCUUUGUCACAAGGGCGAUCUCCUGGACUAGAAGAAGGCGCAACCGACAAAAGCAUUACCCCAGCCAAAGUACGCGUGGAGCUGGAGAGCGCACCCUUCCCAGAUGCCUCAACAAUCAACUGCUGGACUUAUACGCUCAGCAAGAUCCAAAAUCGCUUCUGCAACAUUAUGCAUUCCAAGAACCACACCGUUUCCAGGCUCAAGGCAAUCGCCAAGGUGGAUGAAGACCUGACGGCUUGGAGAGAUGCAAUACCAGCCACCUGUCGGCCGAAUCAACCAAUUUUGGUUCCGCCAGAAAGUUACACCAAAGUUCUGCUUUUACACCUCGACUAUAUGAACCUUUCGCGGUCAGUCCAUUGGGCAGUCGCAACGUUGACAGCCACGCAGGCUGGUGAAUUACCCAACCUCGGCCUCCGUAUCAAAGCGUGCGAGACAUUGUGUCUUGAUGCUGCGCGCUCCUUCAUUAGAGCGUUGAAUGACAGUGCCAGCUGUCUCGGAGACAGGAACGUCUUUAUAUUUAGCGUUCAACUCAAUAAUUACAUAGCAGCAAUCUCAGUGCUCUACCGAUCCAUCUGUCACAGUCCGUCCAGCAUGACAGCACGAGCAGACCUUGAGUACUUACGAACCGGCAAGCUUCAUAUGGAACUUGAUAUGCCCAGAAUUCACAAGACAUAUGCUUCGAACUCCGUAAAGACACUUUUGAACGAUAUCCUUGCGUCUGCUGAGAAUCUUGUUCGCGAUAAUGGUAAUUAG